Diospyros lotus (date-plum) is the source of this 4086-nucleotide messenger RNA. Its product is annotated as 5'-3' exoribonuclease 3. The transcript is spliced from 23 exons. The record is from RefSeq and is a predicted model, not a curated record. The coding region runs from base 210 to 3509 and encodes 1099 amino acids. Gene Ontology annotation, cellular component: nucleus. Gene Ontology annotation, biological process: nuclear-transcribed mRNA catabolic process. Gene Ontology annotation, molecular function: 5'-3' RNA exonuclease activity; RNA binding; zinc ion binding. NCBI's taxonomy places the organism in Eukaryota, Viridiplantae, Streptophyta, Magnoliopsida, Ericales, Ebenaceae.
AUUCGGAUAUUUUCUCCGCCCCCCCUUCCCUCUCUCUCUCUGUGAAAGUAUCUUCCUGAGUUUUCGUUAGGGUUAGGGUUUACUUUUCAAUUUCCUCGUCGUCUGUUUAAUUGCAGGUUUGUACGUGGAUUUGGUACCUGUAUAUUGUUUGUUUGGAUUCGUGAGAGAUCUGAGUGAACAAGGAUAGAGAUCGGCGAGAGAUUUCUGCAAUGGGUGUCCCGGCGUUCUACCGGUGGCUGGCGGAGAAGUAUCCGAUGGUGGUGGUGGAUGUAAUCGAGGAAGAACCUGUGGUCAUUGAAGGUGUCAAAAUUCCGGUCGACACCAGCAAGCCGAACCCUAACAACCUCGAAUUCGACAACCUGUAUCUGGACAUGAACGGGAUUAUACACCCCUGUUUUCAUCCUGAAGACCGGCCAUCUCCUACCACUUUUGAUGAGGUGUUUCAGUGCAUAUUUGACUACAUAGAUAGACUUUUCGUGAUGGUGCGGCCCCGAAAGCUACUAUAUAUGGCUAUUGAUGGUGUUGCCCCAAGAGCAAAAAUGAAUCAACAACGAUCUAGGCGUUUUAGAGCUGCUAAAGAUGCAGCAGAUGCGGCAGCUGAAGAAGAAAGGUUGCGCCAGGAGUUUGAGAGGGAAGGCAGAAAUCUUCCCCAAAAGGAGGAAUCACAACUUGUUGAUUCUAAUGUUAUCACUCCUGGAACUGAAUUUAUGGAUGUUUUGUCAAUAGCUUUGCAGUACUAUAUCCAUCUUAGACUUAACAAUGAUCCUGGAUGGAAAUCCGUUAAGGUUAUCCUUUCUGAUGCAAAUGUUCCUGGUGAAGGGGAACACAAAGUUAUGUCAUACAUUCGACUUCAAAGGAAUCUUCCUGGCUAUGACCCGAAUACACGCCAUUGCUUGUAUGGUCUGGAUGCAGAUCUAAUCAUGUUGGCUUUAGCUACACAUGAAGUUCACUUCUCAAUACUUAGGGAGGUGGUGUUCACUCCUGGACAAGACAAGUGUUUCAUAUGUGGUCAAGUGGGCCAUUUAGCAGCAGAUUGUGAAGGAAAGGCAAAGAGAAAAGCAGGAGAAUUUGAUGAGAAAGGUGAUGCUGUUAUUGUGCCAAAAAAGCCUUACCAGUUUCUCAACAUUUGGACUCUUAGAGAGUAUUUGGAAUAUGAAAUGAGGAUUCCUAAUGUUCCUUUCGAGAUUGAUUUUGAGUGUAUUGUUGACGAUUUCAUCUUUAUGUGUUUCUUUGUCGGCAAUGACUUUUUACCCCAUAUGCCCACCCUGGAGAUUCGUGAGGGCGCAAUCAACUUGCUUUUGGCUGUAUAUAAGAAAGAAUUUAGUGCAUUGGGUGGCUAUUUGACUGAUGCAAGCAAGCCUAAUCUGAGUAGGGUGGAGCACUUCAUUCAGGCUGUGGGUUCAUACGAGGACAAAAUAUUCCAGAAAAGAGCUCGGUUGCAUCAGAGGCAAGCAGAUAGAAUCAAGCGGGAAAAAACGCAAGCAAAAAGAGGAGAUGAUAUAGAACCUCAAGUUAAACCUGAUUUUGUUGUCCCUGUUGCUCGGUAUCAUGGCUCUCGUCUUGCGGCAGGUCCUUCACCUUCGCCAUUUCAGCAGACUGAACUACAUAAUGGUCUAAGAUCACAGAAAAUUGCACGUAUGUCUUCUGGGUCCACUUUGGGUGCUGCUAUUGUAGAAGCAGAGAAUAGUCUUGAAAUUGAGGCACGUGAAAAUAAAGAAGACUUGAAAACAAAACUGAAGGAGUUGCUUCGAGAGAGGUCUGACGUUUUCAACUCUGAAAAUCCCGAGGAAGACAAGGUCAAAUUAGGGGAGCGAGGAUGGAAAGAUAGAUAUUAUGAAGAAAAGUUUCGUGUCAAAAGUCCCGAGGAACUUGAGAUGAUACGGAAAGAUGUUGUUUUGAGGUACACAGAAGGCCUAUGUUGGGUUAUGCACUACUAUUAUGAAGGGGUUUGUUCCUGGCAAUGGUUUUAUCCUUAUCACUAUGCGCCAUUUGCUUCUGAUCUUAAAGAUCUGGGCCAGUUGGACAUAAGCUUUCAGUUGGGUUCUCCAUUCAAACCAUUCAAUCAGCUAUUGGGGGUUUUCCCAGCUGCGAGCUCUCAUGCACUUCCUGAGCAUUAUAGAAGACUGAUGACCGAUCCAAAUUCACCUAUCAUAGAUUUUUAUCCAACUGAUUUUGAGGUGGACAUGAAUGGAAAGCGGUUUGCUUGGCAGGGUGUGGCCAAGUUGCCUUUCAUAGAUGAAGCUCGUCUUCUUGCAGAGGUUGCAAAAAUUGAACAUACUUUAACGGAGGAACAAGCUCGAAGAAAUAGCGUGAUGUUUGACAUGCUUUUUGUGGCAAUGUCUCACCCUCUAUCUCCCUAUAUAUUUUCUCUUGAUGCUAGGUGUAAGCAGUUAACAGGUAUUGAACGCACUGAAGUCAAAGAGCAACUUGAUCCUAGGGCCAGUGGUGGGAUGAAUGGUUAUAUAUCCCUUUGUGCUGGAGAUCCUUGCCCGCCAGUUUUCAGGUCACCAGUUGCAGGAUUGGAUGAUAUUAUGGACAACCAAGUCAUAUGUGCUAUAUACAGACUUCCAGAUCCUCACAAACAUGUCACUCGACCACCAAUAGGAGUUAUAUUACCAAAGAAGUCUGUCACGCUUGGGGAUCUGAAGCCUGAUCCUCCUUUGUGGCAUGAGGAUUCUGGAAGGAAGCCAUGGGAAAGGCGCGAGGAUUCUUCUAGGAGGCAAUGGGAAAACGGAAGGCAUGACACCUCGGGAUCCAUUUCUGGUCGGCAGCUUGGCGAGGCUGCACAUCGACUUGUUAUCAAUAGUUUGCAUGCAAGGACAGAUCAAAAGAGUUUUUCCGAGCAGAUGCACAUACCUCCCCCUUCCUAUGGUGUUGCAUAUCGCCAUCCCUCUGGGCAAAGUAAUAGAUACAACGAGCAGGACCGCAACGGGAUGGCAUCGCUAUCAAGAACAGGCUAUCCUGCUCAAACUAGCCAACGUCACCACCAGCCAUCAAAUCCAGUUGCUGUUCAAAACCAAUACGACCACAGUUACCACCAAGCAUAUUCUUCAUAUGCUGGCCGUGAUUCAUACAGUAGGUCAGAUCCUAGGCUCGAGCAGGAUCCCUACAAUAGACCCCAUUCUCGGCAAGACAGGAAUGACCAAUAUGCUGCCCGUAAUAGGGACUACACCACUCAUGGUUACUACCAACCUGAAUUCCAACAAAAUGGCGGAAACAGGUACGCAGCCCACGGCCCCCCUCGUCACACGGUUCAAACUCCUCCCAUUCCCGGAGGGGGUGCCCAUUUUCAGCAACAGGAUGGAUACAACAACUAUGGGAGCUACCAACCUUAUGGGUCUACCGGUUAUUACAAUCAUAAUGCAGGAGGCUACACUCCUCAGGUAAGUAGUAACCAGGGUGUUGGGAGAGGGUAUGGCCGUCCCCAACAGUUUGGCAAUCAAUUUUCAGCAUUAGAUAGGGGCGCAGGUAGGAAUCCGCCACCGCCAUCACGCUCGUAUGGUCGGUAGGAGCAGAGCACUGUAUCCUCGUCUGCUGCCGCCACCACCGCUGGGGAUUGAUUCCCACCAGAGGUAGAGUGUACAUUAACAUAUGUUUUCCUCAUAUAAUUCAGCAUAAUUCUUUAGCCAGUAGUUUGAUUGUAGGCUGUCGUCACCUGAUUUGGCUAUAUGUAGUUGUUGACUACGCCCUGGCCAAGAAAAGAAGGAAAUGGUUGUACUCUCUUCCCAUUCUAUAUUUCAAGGCAACAACACAGGAAACAUGGACAAUAAGUUACCAUUCUCUAUUUUUUUUCCUUAUUUCAUUUCUUUUGAAGAUUUCUGAUUUGGGGCAGUGUUAUUGUAUAAUAUUAUUAACCUUUUAGAGAAAUUAUGUCCAAUUUGGAUUUUGUGUACUUAAAAAGAGUCGAAUUAAAGCUUUCGAUUAUUGUGGUACCCAAUUUUAGUCGAAAUUUGAUCUUCCUUAUGUUUUAUGUUUUGAGUUAGGGUGUAGGCCAAUUUUGACUUUGCUUGAAGGGUGCUUAUAAUCUCUAGAACAUUAUGUAAUUUGGUUGAUUAUAUAAUUUGACUCUCCGUUUUAUGUUUUCGA